AUGGAGGACAUCCUUCCCCGUCAACCCGUUUAUGUGCAAAUUCCGUCACCUGGACCCUCCAUCGAAAGCAACCGACUCCUCCUUCGCCCUGUCGAAGACCGUGACACUCCAGCAUUAUUUGCCGUCCGUCGUCGGCCAGAAGUCGCAAAAACAAACCACCCGAAAACACCAUUUCAGUCAAUUGAACAAACAAAGGAAUGGCUAUCAACUAAAAUCUUCACCGAGGGACCGGCCAAUAUCAUUGGUCGUUCGUUCGUAUAUGCGAUUCUAGACAAAUCGAUUCCUGAUACUGAAGAGCAAGUCAUUGGGUAUAUGGGUAUCAAUGCCGUCCACCCGUGUCCAGAAAUCGGAUAUUCACUUCUUCCGGAGUCUUGGGGUAAAGGCUUCGCCACGGAGUCAUUGCAGAUGAUGUUGAAGAUGUGGUGGGAUUUGCCGAGGAGAGAGCUUGAUGACCUCGAUCGACUUCAUGAGGGCGUUGAAAAGGUUUAUGCUAUUUGCGAGAGAAACAAUUAUGGGAGUUGCGCUGUGUUGAAGAAGUGCGGGUUUGAGGUGGUGAAGGAAAUGCAAUUUGGGACUGAUGAGCUUUAUCUGUGGUCUUUAGAGAAGCCAGCUGCGAAGGGGAAUGGAACAAUCUAA
Molecule: messenger RNA, 636 nt
Organism: Penicillium odoratum
Lineage: Eukaryota; Fungi; Ascomycota; Eurotiomycetes; Eurotiales; Aspergillaceae
Product: GNAT family N-acetyltransferase
Exons: 2
Coding region: 1-636 (211 amino acids)
Molecular function (GO): acyltransferase activity, transferring groups other than amino-acyl groups
Source: RefSeq, a predicted model, not a curated record